AUCCUCUAUACUAAACAGUCAUCUCGUGCUGUUGUUCAAAUUGCUAACGUCUAAUUCUCGUGCCCCAGGUACCCUGGUCCGAGAUGCCUCUCGAAUUCCUCCACUCCUACCGACACGCCUACAAAAUAUCCUCACCCAGCGCCUAUCCCACCGAAUACUCCCAGCUCAUCCUCUCCAAAGGAAUCGGCCUCCUAUCCCCUACCUCCAUCGCCGCCCAACGGGCCCAUCUUCGCCAAAGCCAGAACACGAACGGCUCUCACACCAACAACAAAAAACCCCAUCCCCCCCACAUCGCAAGCAGGACCAAUGGCACGAAAGGCUCCUCAGGACACAACCCCAAGAACCAAAGCGCAAUGGAAGGAAAGAAUGCCCUAAACCAUAUUAUCGGCCAGGACCGCGUGAGCAAGAAUCACCUUGCAUUCACCGUCCGCAAACAUUUCAAUAGCGCCGGUCUCGCGGAGCAAGAAGCCAUUGCGCGGUUUCUGUACAAAGUUCGGGAAGAAGGCAGAGGAAGACAGUUUCGUCUGAGGUUUCAACCUUAGUCGCUUCUGUUUAUUCUUUUCUUCGCCUAUACUUUUUUU
This is a messenger RNA of Aspergillus pseudonomiae, 581 nucleotides long. RefSeq lists its product as uncharacterized. NCBI's taxonomy places the organism in Eukaryota, Fungi, Ascomycota, Eurotiomycetes, Eurotiales, Aspergillaceae. Gene Ontology annotation, molecular function: protein binding. Bases 84 to 542 code for a protein of 152 amino acids. The transcript has a single exon. The record is from RefSeq and is a predicted model, not a curated record.